AAGCUACGAACUACAACCUCUUUGCUCCAACGGAGCGCCCAAUGACUCCUCUUCUCUCACUACGUUACGUACAUAUAAUACAAACCCAAAAAUGAGACCUCAACAACACUCCCUUGCUAAGAAACACUCUCACUAAUCCCCUCCUGCGCUAGGAAUAAGUAAACUGAUGGACGAAAAAGUCAUCAACAAUCACAAAAACAACGACGAGGGCGACGAUGAUGAUGACGAGAACAAUAAGAAAGUAGUGCUCAUCACCGGUUGCGCGAGAGGCGGGAUCGGGUACGAGUACUGCAGGGCGUUCGCGGAGCUGGGAUGCCACGUCGUCGCCACCGAUCUUCCAGAGCGCCUCCCCGGCCUCUCCGACCUGCCCGGGGAGGCGCUGCCCCUCGACGUCACCAGCGACGAGAGCGUCGCCGCCGCCACGCGGCGCGUGCUCGCGGCGCACGGGCGCGUCGACGUGCUGCUCAACAACGCCGGGGUGGGGUGCACGGGCCCGCUCGCCGAGCUGAGCCUCGCCGCGGUGCGCCGCGCCUGGGAGGUGAACGCGCUCGGCCAGCUGCGGCUCGUGCGCGCCGUGGCGCCCCACAUGGCGGCGCGCCGGAGCGGGCGCGUGGUCAACGUGGGGAGCGUGGUGGGCCGCGUCGCCACGCCGUGGGCCGGCGCCUACUGCGCCGCGAAGGCCGCGGCCCACGCCGCCACCGACGCGCUGCGCCUCGAGCUCCGCCCCUUCGGAGUCCACGUCAUCAAGGUGGUGCCCGGGGCCGUGCGCUCCAACCUGGGCCACGCCAACACGGCCCAUCUCGAAAAGGCCCGGUGGGAUCUCUACAGGGGCUUCGAGGGCGCCAUCAAGGAGCGGGCCCGAGCGUCGCAGGUGGGCCGGGCCACCGAUGCGCGAAUCUUCGCGCGGCACGUGGCCCGCCUGGUGAUGCGGGCCAGGCCCCCCAGGGAGAUCGUGUACGGGCACAUGACGGGCCUGUUCGCGGCCCUGGCUUGGUCGCCCGUUUGGGUCCGAGACCGGUUCUUCGCCAAGCGGUUCGGGUUGGACAAGACCGUGUGAGUCAACGCAAAAUCUUCUCUACUACAAUUAUUCCGUACAAUAUUUAUCUCAAACCAAUCCUUCUGUGCCAAGUAAGAUAAGAAAAAGAGUUUAAUAAUAAUAAUAAUAAUAAUAUACGGUAAUUGAACAUUAAAAUGACGCCUUACUAUUACUAGUUUUUUUUGUACUUUUAUAUAAUACGAAGACAUUUGAGUGGAUGGUUUAAAUUCUGUGGGAAGUAAUUUUGUGACGGAGAAAAUCUCUCGUGAGUCUACUCAAGGUGGUAGGUA
This is a messenger RNA of Ananas comosus (pineapple), 1326 nucleotides long. RefSeq names its product short-chain dehydrogenase cctT-like. Bases 167 to 1057 code for a protein of 296 amino acids. The record is from RefSeq and is a predicted model, not a curated record. Lineage: Eukaryota; Viridiplantae; Streptophyta; Magnoliopsida; Poales; Bromeliaceae. Gene Ontology annotation, cellular component: endoplasmic reticulum. The transcript has a single exon.